Chenopodium quinoa (quinoa) is the source of this 2086-nucleotide messenger RNA. RefSeq names its product leucine-rich repeat extensin-like protein 4. The transcript has a single exon. Gene Ontology annotation, molecular function: protein binding. Lineage: Eukaryota; Viridiplantae; Streptophyta; Magnoliopsida; Caryophyllales; Amaranthaceae. The coding region runs from base 231 to 1547 and encodes 438 amino acids. The record is from RefSeq and is a predicted model, not a curated record.
AAACCUACAAGAUUGAUUAUACACAAAGAUUGAGCUAAACAACAAAGAUAUCUACGAGUACCAUUUAAUACAUACACUUAUUUUACACCAAAUUAGUAGAGUAAGACCCACCAUUUGCUGUCUCCACCUUCACUCAUAGCAGUAAACAUACACUUCCACACCCAAAUUAACACAAACAAUCAUGAACAUAAACACCACCUAAUAACCAACUCACAAAAAACUCCUCAAAAAUGCCCACAUUUCUUCUCAUGAUCUCCCUCCCCCUCCUCCUCAUCUUCUCUACCGAAGCCGCCUUCGGUAUCGGCGUCGGCAUGGGUGUCGGCAUUGGCGGAGGAACUGCAGGUGGAGGCGGUGGUGGUGGAAGUGGGGUUUGGAUUGGCGGUGGUGACAACAAUCCAAAUUCACCCCCACAACAACAACAACAACAACAACCAUCACCACCGCCACAACCAUCACCACCUAGUCCUAGUCUAAGUAAGGCUUACACAGCUCUGCAAGCAUGGAAAGCUGCAAUAACUGAAGACCCAAAUGGGGUUUUAACCAAUUGGGUGGGCCCAAAUGUAUGCAAUUACAAAGGUGUAUUUUGCUCAUCUUCUCAAGAGAAUUAUGAUGGUGAUAAUAUUUCCCCUGUUUAUUCCUCUGUUUCUGCUAUAGAUCUUAAUCAUGCAAAUCUCAAGGGUAUUCUUGUCAAAGAACUUACUCUUCUCACUGAAUUAUCUCUCCUUCACCUUAAUUCCAACAGAUUUUCAGGUACAAUCCCUCAAAAUUUCAAAGAUUUUCAAUUUCUCACUGAAUUAGACCUAAGUAACAACCAAUUUUCAGGCACAUUUCCCAAUCCCAUCCUUUACAUGCCAAACCUCAUCUAUCUUGAUCUUAGAUUCAACAAUUUUUAUGGGUCAAUUCCUGAUGAUCUUUUCACAAAACAACUUGAUGCAAUUUUCAUAAACAAUAACCAAUUUCAUGGUACACUCCCACAAAAUUUGGGCAACUCCCCUGCUUCUGUCAUUAACUUGUCAAACAAUAAUUUUUCUGGGGGUAUUCCUGCAAGUUUAGGGUUUGUCAACUCUGCAUUGAAAGAAAUCCUGUUUUUAAACAACCAAUUAAGUGGGUGUAUCCCAGAAAAUUUGGGGUUGUUCUCUGAUAUUACUGUUCUUGAUUUGAGCUUUAAUUCUUUGAUGGGUCAUUUACCAGAUUCAUUGUCCUGCCUGGAUGAUAUACAAGUUUUGAACUUGGCACAUAAUAAAUUAUCUGGGGAGUUACCAGAUUUAGUAUGUUCAUUAAAAAAUUUGUUGAAUUUGAGCAUUGAGUAUAAUUUCUUUUCUGGGUAUAGCUCAAAAUGUUCAAGUUUGUUCAUGGGAAGUAUUGGGUUUGAUUUUUCAUUGAAUUGUAUACCUGGUAAAAUGAUGCAGAGGCCUCCACCAGAGUGCUAUGGAAUUCCUGGAACUGAUUCAGAUAGUUGUUUCAGGAUUCCUGCUAAGCCUCUUGUUUGUGGUGGGUCUUUGCUUGAUCUUAUUCUAAAUCUUGGAAGUGUUCCACUUUCUCCUUGAAUUCUGUGGGAGUUUUGAUUUUUUUAGGGUAUUAUUACUCGGUAAUCAGGGUCCGAUUAAUUCAGAUUCGAGCCAACAAAUGUUGCUGUGUUCUCCGGGCUUUAGUGUCAGCUGAUUCAAGCACUUGUUGAUAUGAUAGUAUUUUAGGAUAUACCACUCGGUUAUUAGGGUCCGACUAAUUCAGAUUCGAGCCAACAAAUGUUGCUGCAUUCUCAGGGGUAUCAGCUGAUCCAAUCACUUGUUGGUACAAUAGUAUUUUAGGGAAUAUCAUUUGGUAAUUAGGGUUCGAUGACUAAUCCAGAUUCGAGCCAACAAAUGUUGUAUUAGCUGAUUUAAGCACUUGUUGGUACGAUUGUAUAAGGAGGGUUAUUAACAAAGUUAGUUGGUGUAAGUUUUUGUUUGUAAAAGAGGUUGGUGAAAGGGUAUGCUAUCUCAUUUAGUAGUAUUGAUGAUAGUUGAUGAUUCUGACAUGUAACUAUAUGCUAUUUAAUUUGAUGCUCAAUAUUGUAUGUAAUCCAUUUAUUAGUACCUUUCCUUCC